AACUUUCCUGAGGAGCAGACGCUGCGUGUCCGGACCUCUGUACACCGCGGGGACUUUGUUUCCAACUGCCUUUUCCCACGAGAUGUUGAUUGUGGUCGUGCGGCGACAGCAAUCGCCUUAUGGUAUCGGACAAGAUUGAACUAGAGGAACAUUUUCUCCCUUUUACUGCUGUGCGCUGACAACUCCGGGGCCAAUAACUGCGCAGCGCGCACAGGUACAGGCUGCUCUCCUGAACAGGGACCGUCCAGAAUCAGCGCCGGGUUUUCUGUUAUUACUGAUUUCAACUUGGAGGCGAAAGAGACCGAUCUGUUGGAACUGGCUUGCUUAAUGACUUACAAGGUUGGAUCUGAAGUUAAAUUCAGAAAGCUGUAACAAUAAGAGAUUAUAUUAAAAACACUCUUUGGGUGCUGCUGGAGGUUGGUCGACCAUGCAGCUGCACAGUCUGUGGACAGUCCACGCCCUCCUGGCACUGUCCAGCUUGGCUCUCGGGAACCCCGUGAGCAAUGACCCAGUGGCUGCGCCUCGCGUUUUCAUCUCCUUCAAAGAACUGAGAUCUACCAGCACCGCUCAUCACUUUGCCUACCUCCUCAACACAUCCGACUAUCGGAUCCUGCGUAUGGAUGAGGAUCAUGACCGCAUGUACGUCGGCAGCAAGGACCACAUUCUCUCCCUGGACCUCCAUGACAUCAACAGUGAUCCACACAUUAUCCACUGGCCAGUGUCCGAACGAAGAAGGAUGGAGUGCCUUGUGAGUGGGAAGGAUGCUAAUGAGGAGUGUGCAAAUUUCAUUCGUCUGAUCGAGCCAUGGAACCGGACUCAACUGUACGUCUGUGGGACAGGAGCUUACAAUCCAGUCUGCACCUUUGUCAAUCGUGGACGCAAACCUCAGACGUCCAUGUAUCUGCAGAUGGCCCAAGCCAGAGGAAGGGCUAGCCGCGCAGCUGAACCCAACGCGGUGCACGAGACACUCGAACUCAAGGAAGAAAUCUUCCAUUUGGAACCAGGCAAAGUAGAAUCUGGGAAAGGAAAGUGCUCCUAUGACCCGAAGCUCAACAGUGUGUCAGCUUUAAUCAAUGGUGAACUAUAUGCUGCGGUCUAUGUUGACUUUAUGGGAACAGACUCGGCCAUCUUCCGUACUUUGGGGACAAAGACUGUCAUGAGAACAGAUCAGUAUAACUCCAGAUGGUUGAAUGACCCCACUUUCAUCCACGCACACCUCAUCCCGGACAGCGCGGAGAGAAAUGACGACAAGCUGUAUUUCUUCUUCCGGGAGAAGUCGUCUGAGAUGGGUCAGAGUCCUGUGACCCAGUCUCGUAUAGGACGCAUCUGCCUGAAUGAUGACGGAGGCCACUGUUGUCUGGUCAAUAAGUGGAGCACCUUUCUAAAAGCCAGGCUCAUCUGCUCGGUGCCAGGAGACGACGGCAUGGAGACGCACUUUGAUGAGCUCAGAGAUGUUUACAUACAGCCAACACAGGACACAAAAAAUCCUGUGAUAUAUGGAGUCUUCUCUGUCUCUGGCUCUGUAUUCAAAGGCUCAGCAGUUUGUGUCUACUCCAUGGCUGACAUCCGCAUGGUCUUCAAUGGACCCUUUGCCCACAAGGAGGGUCCUAGUUACCAAUGGGUGGCCUACACGGGGAAGAUCCCCUACCCCCGCCCCGGCACAUGCCCCGGAGGUACAUUCACCCCCAACAUGAAGUCCACUAAGGACUAUCCAGAUGAAGUGAUUAAUUUUAUGAGGAAUCACCCUGCCAUGUACAAUGCCGUGUACCCAGUACACAAGCGCCCCCUGGUGGUUCGGACCAAUGUGGACUAUGAGUUCACCACCAUCACAGUGGACCAGGUGACAGCUGCAGAUGGCAACUAUGAAGUGCUCUUUUUGGGAACCGAUAAGGGGACUGUCCAGAAAGUCAUUGUGCUGCCCAGAGAUGACCUACAAACUGAGGAGCUGGUACUGGAAGAGGUAGAGGUGUUCAAGGUCCCUACUCCAAUCACAACAAUGAAGAUCUCUUCCAAAAGGCAACAGCUGUAUGUGUCAUCUGUGGUAGGGUUGACCCAGUUGGCUCUUCACCGGUGUGAUGUGUAUGGUGAGGCCUGUGCUGACUGCUGUCUGGCCAGAGACCCGUACUGUGCCUGGGAUGGCAAGUCCUGCUCCCGUUACUCUGCCUCGCAGAAGAGGUCUGACCCCUAUAGACGUAGCCGGAGGCAGGACGUCAGGUACGGGAACCCUAUUCGCCAGUGCAGAGGCUUCAACUCUAAUGCCAAUAAGAACACGCUUGAGAUGGUGCAGUAUGGGGUGGAGGGGAGCAGUACCUUCCUGGAGUGUCAGGCCCGCUCUCCACAUGCUGUGAUCAAAUGGCAUCUGCAAAGAGAUAACAGCGACCGCAGGAAAGAGAUGCGUUCUGAUGGCCGGGUUUUGAAGACAGACCAAGGUCUACUGCUGCGGUCUCUGCAGCCCUCUGAUUCUGGCAUGUACCAGUGCACAGCCACAGAAAAGAACUUCAAACACACGCUGGUGAAGCUUCAGUUGGUAGUGCUGUCGAGCCGGGCUGUCAACAACUUGCUGGUAGACGGCGGGGGAGGACUCGUGCCCUCUUCUCUCUACUCCAGCAGCACCCAGUGGACCCCUAGUGCAGGCCAGUACAAGGACCUGCUGACCAUCCUGAGCCAGCCAGAGAUGAACUUGAUUAAUCAGUACUGCCAAGACUACUGGCAGUUUGGAGACUCACUGCUGGGCCCCCUCAAGGCCAAAGACCUGAAGGAGCUCAAGGAGCAGAAGAAGCCCCGCAACCGCCGACAUCAUGGGGAGGGGGAGGAGAAAGAGGAGCAGGAGGAGGCAGAGACAUGAGGAGCUGAUAUUUGUGUCUGAAACACCCUCAACCACCCUCGAUGCCCCCACCCUGUGAAAACUGGGAGAAACUCAUUGAGAUUAGCGAUGUGAAAAAAUCCACAAACCGGGAAAAAAAAAAGCAAACUGAAAAGAAGAGGCUUACAAAGGAAACCCCACAUACAUUUUCUCGAGCAGUAAGAUAUAUGAUACACAGUAUUUAUUGUAGGUUGUAUAUAUUAUCAUUCUGUGGAUUUCUUUGUACUUAUAGAAAAAACAUGCUCUUUGUGUAUAGGUACCUUUGGGGCAAAUAUUAUUGUUAUUAUAGAUGUUAAUUUUAUUGUUACUGUUACUGUCAUUACAAAACUCAUUUGUCAGCAUCAAAUGACCUUGGUGAGUGUUGGGAAUGUGUUAUCAGGCAUGUAAGCUGUUAGGAGCGAGCUACGGGAGGCUCUCUGACAGGGAAGUGAGUUGUUGAUAAGGGGUGAUGGGAUCUCUGUUGUUUGUUGCUUGCUUUGACUCAAUGCCAGGACUCGUUUAUUUCUGGACUCUGCCGGUGAUGCAACCUGCUCACAGCUGCAUGCAGACAGAGACUUUCUAUUGCUGGGGGGACCAUCGACAUAUGGGCCCAGUUAUUGCGGGAAAACAGUUCUUUCUCUAUUAGAGCCCAGGCAUACAGAUGACUGCUCGGUUACUCUCACUGUUGUAAUUGAUCUUUUCACAGGAAACAGGUCCCUGCCCUUUGUUGUUUUCCUCUAUUUUCUUCCUGAUAGGAUUGUCUGUAAAAUGUUGCAACAUCCUUACUACCUUUCUCUAAUUUUGAUUGGUGAGAUUUACAUUUCCUUGGCAAAAGUAAGAGAAAAAUUCUCUGGUCUGCAUAACCUGCAGCUUCUUUUGGAUAUGAGCUCAAGUUUAAAGAUGAGACAUAAAUGUAAUAAGCCAGUAUCAAAUCAGUUUUUAAUGAAAUCUAUUAGGAAAUAUAUCGGCUGGUGUCUAUUCAAAUGGUAACAUCUUUAAAACUGAGAGUGAUAUGCAAUAAAGGGUCAUGGUUUUGCACAACGGGCAUCAUUCUUUUAUUUAAAAGGGACAGUGGCUAAGGCCAAAUGCAACAAGCACAUUCAGGCACGGUAUACAGUAGCUGACAAAUCCAAUUUAAGAGAAAACAGGCAGCAGUUAUUAGCUCUGAGCACACAAAACAUCUUUUUAUUUCCUUUGACAUUAACUUGUGAAAAAACGCUGCUCAUAUACACAACAGAGCACUGUAAGAAUAUUGUGAACCUAACUAAAAUAUUGGGAAGCUGGCUUUCAUUGUGUGCAUGAACCUGUAUUUGUACUGUAAUUCUGAUAAGAUACUGUGUGGUCAUUUUUCUUUUCUUUCUUUUACGUUCAUUUUUUAUUUUAUUUUAUUUUAUUUACUUUUUAUCUCUAGGGAUGUACAGUAUGGUACAGUAUGAGAUGUUCUCAGUACAGCAAAAUGGGGAAAACAAAUGCUUUAAACAUGCCUUCAUUUCAAAUAUACCCCUCUAUAAAGUGUGGUGCACUGACAUAAAUUUAGAUUUUGUCAAAUUAUAAAUUGAAAUCAUUUUGCUUAUGUGUUUGGAAUCAUUUAAGUAAAGUAUAAUUUAAUAAAUAACAGCUGGCACAUUAAUUACAUAGAGAAAAGCAUUUUGAGUUUAAUAACAGGGUGUUAAUAAAUACUGUGCAAAGUGACUGAUUAGAAUUUUUAUGCUCACCCUCUCGUACACUUUUCUAGUAAAGACAUUAAUAUUACUGUUAUAUAAGACAAAUUAAUGGAGUUUUCCUGUAAAACAAUGUAUUAUGCUUUCAUAUCAUUGUGAAAUUUAUAGACUUUUAAUGAAAGUCUGCAUGAACACCUCUGGGAAGACGCAACCAUAAUUUAUACAGGGGUAUCUGUAUCUGAUCCUCAAUGUGGCAUUGGUCUACAUUCCCAGAAUCCACUACAGGUCCUGAUCUUCCCCUCCAAAUGAGACCAAGGGAUCUACAGCAAAAAGAAAAAAAAAUGUAGUAACAGUUGUAAAAUUUGUUGGUAUUUUUUAAAUGUGUCUUUAGUUUUUGAAU
Monopterus albus (swamp eel) is the source of this 4903-nucleotide messenger RNA. Its product is annotated as semaphorin-3F-like. Gene Ontology annotation, biological process: axon guidance; positive regulation of cell migration; negative chemotaxis. Gene Ontology annotation, molecular function: chemorepellent activity; semaphorin receptor binding. NCBI's taxonomy places the organism in Eukaryota, Metazoa, Chordata, Actinopteri, Synbranchiformes, Synbranchidae. The record is from RefSeq and is a predicted model, not a curated record. The transcript is spliced from 19 exons. The coding region runs from base 428 to 2845 and encodes 805 amino acids. Gene Ontology annotation, cellular component: plasma membrane.